Messenger RNA from Balaenoptera musculus (blue whale), 1059 nucleotides. RefSeq names its product histone H1.8. The coding region runs from base 1 to 1059 and encodes 352 amino acids. Gene Ontology annotation, cellular component: nucleosome. Gene Ontology annotation, biological process: nucleosome assembly. Gene Ontology annotation, molecular function: DNA binding. The transcript is spliced from 5 exons. The record is from RefSeq and is a predicted model, not a curated record. NCBI's taxonomy places the organism in Eukaryota, Metazoa, Chordata, Mammalia, Artiodactyla, Balaenopteridae.
AUGGCUCCUGGGAGCGUCGCCUCCAGUGACACCUCCUCGGCCUCCUCAGCCUCCUCAGCCUCCUCAGCCUCCUCGACCUCCACACUGGGGUCGUCCAGGUCAUCUGGGUCUGAAAAGCCAGGCCUGAGCCGGAGCGGCGUCCAAGAGCCCCGCCGCCACCCUCCGGUGCUGCGCAUGGUGCUGGAGGCGCUGCAGGCGGGGGAGCAGCGCCGGGGUACCUCGGUGGCAGCCAUCAAGGUUUACAUCCUGCAGAAGUACCCGACGGUGGACGUCCUCCGGCUCAAGUACCUGCUGAAGCAGGCCUUGGCCACAGGCAUGCACCGUGGCCUCCUCGUCAGGCCCGUCAACUCCAAGGCCCGGGGAGCCACUGGCAGCUUCAAAUUAGUUUCCAAAGACAAAAGGAAAAUCCAGCCCAGGAAGACGUCCACCAUGACGGCCCCCAGGAGGCCUGGUCAAGCUGAGGGAAAGGACCCCAAGAAACCAAGUGAGUCAAAGAAGAACCCACCCAACCCAGGCGAGGUGAAAAAAGGAUCCAGGAAGCCGGGAGAGGGGAGGACAGCUACCCCCAAACCAGGUGCAGCCAAGAAGGCCCCCAAGAAAGGCCAGCAGAACAAGGACCAAGAGGCAAGACUGGGUGAGGCCAAGAAGUCCUCCCAACAGCCAGACAAGGCCACACAGGCCCCUCCCAUUGCCAGUGGGCCCGGCGGGAAGUCAGAGGUCAAAGGUGGAAGGAGCAGCCAAGCAGAUACCAAGGCCCACAGGAAAACAAAGCCUGGGAGUCAGAGUUCCAAACCCACGGUCACCAAGGGCGAGAAUGGUGCUGCUUCCCCAGCCAAAAAGAAGAUGGGGAGCAAGGUCCCUAAAAAGGCUGCUGCCCAGGGGGCCGGGGAGGGGCCUAAAGCCAAGGCCCCUGUUCCUCCCAAGGGCAGUGGGUCCAAGAUGGAGCCUGUACCACUGGCCAGGAAGGCAGAGGCCCCUAAAGGCCCGAGAAAGCCUGGCAUUCCCACCAAGUCCUCAUCGUCCAAAGCGGCCAGUAAGAAGGCAGAAGCUGAGAGCUAG